Messenger RNA from Prosopis cineraria, 890 nucleotides. RefSeq names its product basic leucine zipper 4. The coding region runs from base 43 to 606 and encodes 187 amino acids. Gene Ontology annotation, molecular function: transcription cis-regulatory region binding; DNA-binding transcription factor activity. The transcript has a single exon. The record is from RefSeq and is a predicted model, not a curated record. Gene Ontology annotation, biological process: positive regulation of DNA-templated transcription. Gene Ontology annotation, cellular component: nucleus. Lineage: Eukaryota; Viridiplantae; Streptophyta; Magnoliopsida; Fabales; Fabaceae.
CCUCCCACUCCCCUCUACAGCCAGAAGCUCUGUCCUGCCGCCAUGUUGUCCACUCUCUCCCCUUCCCACCCUUUCCUUGGAAACCCGUUCUCCUCCUUCGAAGGCGGCCUAACGCCUUGGGAGUUCCCGGACCUUUCCUCCGUCUUCAAUUCUACCGACCCCGUCAUUAAUUCAAGUUCCGGUUCAGACGAACCGGAUCGAACCCAUAAUGCCAAGAGAAAAUCCCCCUCCUCAGAUGAUCAACCGGACCGUCCAGAUUUUGUCAUGGAGGACCGAAAGCGGAGGCGGAUGAUAUCGAACCGGGAGUCGGCAAGACGUUCACGCAUGCGUAAACAGAGACAUCUAGAGAACUUACGGAACGAGGUGAACCGAUUUAGGAUGGAAAACCGAGACCUGAAGAACCGGAUGCAGUUCUUGCUCCAUCUCACUAACCGCGCACGAACCGAAAACGAAUGGCUCCGGUCCGAGCGAAUCAUGCUCCGGCAAAAACUGUUGACCCUAACUCAAUAUUUGGUCUUCCAACAACCGCAACGCGUCUCAUCUGCAUGGCCAUGCAAUACUAGCGUCACAGCGAGAAUAAACCUUGAUCGUUAUAUGAGCAACUAAAGUAAAUAAAGCCAUAAUUACUCGGCCUCGAUUAAUUGCAAGUCAGGAACUUAAUUGCUUCUAGUCCUAAUCAAAAUUGCUAAAGAAGAGGGUGUGGGGUUUUUUUCCCCUGGGGAAAAGAGGUGCGGUUUUGAAAAAUAUAGGGGAUCUUUUCAAAGCCAGUUAUUAUAGAUAUAUAUAUUUUGUAAAGUAUAGUCGUAUUGUAAAGCAAGGCAGCGGAUGGUUUAAUUAUUCAAGUAUAUAUGACUUCGAUGCUGUUAUUGUGCUCGAAAUGGUUUCUUUAA